This is a messenger RNA of Notechis scutatus (mainland tiger snake), 660 nucleotides long. RefSeq names its product olfactory receptor 2G3-like. Gene Ontology annotation, molecular function: G protein-coupled receptor activity; olfactory receptor activity. Gene Ontology annotation, biological process: G protein-coupled receptor signaling pathway. The record is from RefSeq and is a predicted model, not a curated record. Lineage: Eukaryota; Metazoa; Chordata; Lepidosauria; Squamata; Elapidae. Gene Ontology annotation, cellular component: membrane.
AUGAACAUGGAAACCUUGUGGGAAAACAGUAACCAAAGCUACCAAGGAGAAUUCAUCUUGCUGGGAGUAGCUGACCGGCCACGCUUGGAGAUGUUACUCUUUGCCCUUGUUCUUGUCUGCUAUUUGAUGGCACUCUUGGGCAACACAACCAUCAUUAUAGUAUCAAGACUAGAUCCAGGCCUCCGUACCCCCAUGUAUUUCUUCCUCAGCAAUCUUUCCUUAAUUGAUAUCUGUUUCACCACCAGUCUUGGGCCACAGAUUCUGAUGAACUUCUGGAGAAAAAGCAAGACCAUCUCUUAUGGUGCCUGUGUAUCUGAGCUCUACAUCUCUCUUGCCGUGGGCUCCACUGAGUGUAUUUUGUUGAUGGUCAUGGCCUAUGAUCGCUAUGCUGCCAUCUGUCAUCCACUGCACUACACUACCACUAUGAGCCACUCUCUGUGUAUCACAAUGGCUUCUGUCUCCUGGAUAAGUGGCUUCAGCCAUUCACUAAUUCAUACCGUGAUGAUUCUUAGGCUUCCACUGUGUGGGCGAAAUCAGGUAGAUCAUUUAUUUUGUGAGCUCCCUGCCUUUCUUAAAUUGGCUUGUGUUGACACUUCACUUAAUGAGGUUUUGGUACUUGCAGGUAGUAUAGUGUUCCUCCUAGUACCAGUUAGUCUCAUC